Molecule: messenger RNA, 3546 nt
Organism: Klebsormidium nitens
Lineage: Eukaryota; Viridiplantae; Streptophyta; Klebsormidiophyceae; Klebsormidiales; Klebsormidiaceae
Source: the annotation of a GenBank genome assembly
AUGGACGCACUGCCUUCUGGAAAUGCAAAGCGUUGGUCAAAUGUUAGGCUCCUUCGCUUGGGUAUCAUGGUUCUGCUGGCAAGUCUGCUGGCCGGUACCACGACCAUCACAUUCCACUUCACGCGCGCCGCCUCCUCGACCUACCUUUCUAGCCUGGUGCACUCCUACCAAGAAGAGAUUCUUCUGCAUAUUUCCAGCAGCGUCUCUCAGCUGCUGGAUGAGGCAGAGCCAUGCGGCACAACCUUUGCGCAGUUUCUCGAUGUGAUUCACAGCCCAGGCCUCAACCUGACAGUGGAUCAGAAACAGGAUCUCACAGCAUCCUCCCUGAGGAAAACGUUCCAGAGCUGCAACACAGUCUCCGGCCUGGGACUCACAACGGAGGAGGGGCCCUACGUGAUUGUCAAUUCUGUUGACAAUGCAACAAGCCCCUAUGCUAACACAAGUCUGCUGUGGACCUUUGCAAAUCAGACCCUGCCCAAGGGCCAGGCACCCCCACGCUAUGUAACGUAUGUGUCUCGAGCUGACGGAAGCUUUGUUGCCAACGUCGCUCCUGACGUCCCUGUCGACAUCCGCAACCGGCCUUUCUACCGAACCGCAUUGAAUAGCCCCGAUGGACUAGCGGUCCAAAUACUCGUCGGGGCAACACGGCACCCUCUUCUGGUCGUUGCCAACCGUUACAUGCUGCCUGGAUCGAACAAGGUUCUCGGGGUUAUUUCCAGUGCGCUGUAUCUGACAGCCAUCGAAGACUUCGUCGAGGGGCUCGAUCUCAAAGGGGGCGACAUGUUCGUUCUAAACGGGACAACGCUCGUAGCAGAUUCGGUGCACGACUACCGCCAGGCCAAUCAGUCAGGAACACCGACUCUGCUUCACGCAAGCCAGUCGAGUAGCCCCCUCAUCAGGGGAGCAUUUGCGCUCCUCUCGACGCAGUUGACUGACUGUGAUAUAGGCCCGAUACAAGCACGCCUUCAGGGGGGGCGCUAUAGCAUCGCGUGUAAGGAUAUAGCUUAUACCGGGCUUUCGCUCAAGCUGGUCACGAUUCUUCCAAGGAAGGCCGUCUACGGGAAGCUCGAUACGCAGCAGCGGUAUGCCACGUUCAUCAUCAGCUCAGUGACAGCUGGCAUUUGUGGGCUGGGUUUCCUGGCUAUCAUAUACCUGACAGACCCUAUAAGUAAGGCUAUGCGAUUGAAGGCGGAGCUGCUUCAGAGUUUCGAGGCGAAGCGGCAAGCCGAGGCGAGGGAAGAGUUUAAGACCAACUUCUUUGCGAAAACUAGUCACGAUCUACGAACUCCCUUGGCCGCGAUGCUGGGCAUACUGGACAUCAUUCAGGAGUCAGGUCUGGAAGCGGAGCAGUCGGUCCGGGUGGCUCAGGUCAAGGAGUGUACCGUCGGUCUCCUGAACCUGCUAAACGAUAUACUGGAUUUCAGCAAGAUUCAAGCAGGGCAGCUGCAGCUGGAGACCGUGGAGUUCGACCUGGGCGCUCUGCUGGAGUCUUUGGUGGACGUGUUUACAGUACAGUGCACUAUGAAGGGUGUCGAACUCGGACUGGACAUGCCAGAGCUGCCCCCGCUAGUUCGUGGCGACCCGACGCGCUGUCGCCAGAUCUUCAUGAACCUUCUCAGCAACAGCAUCAAGUUCACAAAGGAGGGCUACAUCCUGAUCCGGUGCUACUUGGAAAACGACAAUCAGAGCCCUCGCGACUCUCCUCUCUGGUCCAGCUCGGGGCGAAACCCCUCCCAGUCUUUAACCUCCCCACCAACAGUGAGCCCACUGGUUCGUCUGCGGUUCGAACUCGAGGACUCCGGAUGCGGCAUUCCGCCGGACAAGCGCGCCGUCGUGUUCCAGGACUACGCCCAGGCGGAACUGUCCACCACGCGCGAGCACGGGGGAACCGGGCUGGGCCUCGGAAUCGUACGAACCCUCGUCGAAAUGAUGGGGGGUUCGAUCGCGAUCGGCGACAAGACCGGCCCCGGGACGCUCUUCCGCUUCGACCUCGCCUUCGCGGCCGCGCGGCCGCCCCCGCUGUCGCCAUUGAAACCCCCGGGGGAUCCCCCCGUGCACUUCAACGUAGUGCUCGGCAUCUCGAGCUUUCUCACCCGGUCGCUCUCGGCGGCCUCCAUGCGGCGGCACGGCGCGACGGUGGUGGAGGCGCUGUGCUGGCGUGACGUCAUCGAGGCGCUGGGCAGCCUCGCGGAGCAUUCGCGCGGCCCGGGGCUGGCCGCCGGGCGCGCGCUCGCGCAGAAUUGGGCGUACGGCGACGCACACCAGCCGGGCGCGGUUCCGGUUCCGGCGAUCAGAGUCCGGCGCGCGCAGUCUAUGCUGUUCCGCCGGUUUCCCUCGAUGACGACCAGAAAAGCGCACGCGCCGGCGGUAGUGGACCUCGAAGCCGGACGAAGCGUGCGGAGCAAGGAUAGGUUCUCCGCGCCGGGGGGGGUCUUGGCGGGCGUGGAGCUACCCCCCAGGCCGCGGUCGCCACCUGCUGCCCCGAACAGCAAGGUUGUCGACUGUGCGAUCCUGGCGUUCUCCCUGCUUCCCAAGGACCUGACCAUGAAGGAGUUGGAAGGAUAUCUGGCGCAGGUUCAUCACGUCCUUGGGAACUCAGGAAUUCAAGGCGGGGCGCACCUGCCGGUCGCAUGGGUGGUCAAGGCUUCCACGCCCGUCUGCGUUUGGGACACGCUGCGAAAGGCGGGCUUCUCGACGAUCGCCACCAAACCGCUGUACGAAUCCAAGCUGCAGCGCCUGCUGCACACGAUGGCCGGAACGGAACCAGGCCCAGCGACGAUACCGGAAUCCCCCGAGCCGCUCGGCAGCCCGGGGGAGAGCUUCAGGCAGGGAGACAAGCCGGGGGCCGAGCCGUCGGGGCAUUCCGUUGCACGGGACGGCGGAGAGGGCGCGGAAUGGGCGGAACGUCGAGGCGCGCGCGCGGGGGCCGAGCCGUCGGGGAGUUCCGUUGCAGGGGACGACGGACAGGGCGCGGAAUGGGCGGAACGUCGAGGCGCGCGCGCGCGCGCGGGCCGAGAGGCACUGGGACCGGUGGAGGAACCGGAAGUCGAACGGAGUGACGGAGCAGCGGUUUUGAGCGUCCCCUCGAAGAAAGAAACGGAGGGUUUGAGCCUCCCUUUGAAAGGACGAACCGUUUUGAUCGCCGAAGAUAAUGACCUUCUGCGGAAGCUUGCAGUCCAGGCGAUGGUGAGAUUGGGCGCGCGCGCCGUCGCGGUCGAGAAUGGGCGCCUGGCCGUGGACGAGAUCGAGCGGCGGGCCGCGGCCGGCGAGGGGAGGUUCGACUUCGUGCUUAUGGAUUUCAUGAUGCCCGUCAUGGACGGUCUUGCGGCGACGCGACUGGUGCGCGACCUCGAGCGCGCGCGCGGGAUGGGGGACCACGUGGUCAUCGUCGCGCUCACGGCGGGCGCGUCGUGGGACGACCAGCGCGCGUGCAUCGAAGCGGGGAUGGAUGUGUACCUCACGAAGCCCAUUGAUACAUCCAUGCUCCUUGGGAAAGUGCUGCCGCUACUAGGGGGAGAAAGCUCGCGUGUACAGAUUGAGCACUGA